Micropterus salmoides (largemouth bass) is the source of this 2326-nucleotide messenger RNA. RefSeq lists its product as uncharacterized. The record is from RefSeq and is a predicted model, not a curated record. Lineage: Eukaryota; Metazoa; Chordata; Actinopteri; Centrarchiformes; Centrarchidae. The transcript is spliced from 12 exons. Gene Ontology annotation, molecular function: GTP binding; GTPase activity. The coding region runs from base 1 to 1347 and encodes 448 amino acids.
AUGUCGGGCAGAAAGCCCCGGUCUGUUGCAAACCCCCUGGAGUCUGCGAUCACUUCACCGAGUGAGAAGAUACUGAAAGAAUGCCACAGUCUGUAUGUCGACAGCGAGAACGGCCUGGUAAAGAUAGCAAGCAGCCUUGGAGUCCGGCUCCUGCCUCCCAGAAAGAAGAUCGUUGUGAUGAUAAUGGGUAACCACUCUGCAGGAAAGAGCUCCUUCAUUAACUGGUAUGUUGAAGAGCACAUACAGAAAGCGGGCGUAGCCAUUGAAACGCAGGGGUUCACUUUUGUCACAAGUGGUCGCAAAAGAGAAUCACUGACGGGGAAUGCAACGCUGCAUCUCUACCCUCACUUUCGACCACUCCUUGAGUUCAAAGGUGUUAUGGACUAUCUGUCUGCUGAGAUCUCCACCUCCAAGCAAAAGAAGUUCAGUCUGGUGACCUUUGUGGACACACCAGGUUUGGUUGACGGGGACAUGGUCUACCCUUUUAAUGUCAACAGCGCCAUCACCUGGUUGGGAGAACAGGCCGAUCUGAUAUUUGUGUUCUUCGACCCGAUGGGCCAGGCACUCUGCAAACGGACGCUCAAUAUUGUGGAGAAGCUCAGUGAGAAAUGUGGAGACAAGCUGAUGUUCUACCUCAGCAAGGCAGAUGAAGCCGGGAAGGAAACGGACAGACAGAGGGUGAUGAUGCAGAUAGUCCAGGAACUUUGUCGCCGUCCAGGACUCAACAAAUGUGGUUUUGAGAUGCCUACAAUAUACAUCCCCAACCCACAGAAGCCGAGCCGGUGUGUGAACCAGAUCGAUGGGGUGUGCCAGACCAUCGAAAAGACCAUCAACCAAGCCGUUCAGAAGACUUUGGAUCAGCUGGAGAAAGACUGUGACCUUAUUUGUUCCACCAUCAGCAGCAGACUAGAGCAGGACAGGGCUGAUGUGACUCACAACAAAAGCCUCCGUCUUCACUCAUUCUUGUGUGGGGCUCUGGGUAUUGUCCUUCCUACCCUCUUCAUCUUCAGUUUCAUCUUGAACACCUUCUCCAAAGAGCAGCUGGAUGAGCUGUUUGGGGAAGGGCCGGCUCGGACCGUCUCCAUCUUCACAGGAAUAGUGAUGUAUUUAUGGGAGUGGAUACCAGAAGAUGGGCAAGUUGUGUUUGUGAUCAUUUUUGGAGCUUUUUGCUACCUCCUACUGUUCCUAGCAAAGUAUUUUGCAGGCCGAGGGAAUAAGACUCUGACGAAGAAGGAGAAGAGGGCGAUGACAGAGUACAGUGAUUAUAUCAAGGAUAUCGUCAAAACUAAAAAGGGGAAAUUGUACGAGUGGUACCUCCAGCAGUGUGCAGCAGAGUAUGACUUCUGAGCCGCGGUCAGCUGAAGACAGUUUACACACGUUUGGUGGCAUAUCAUCAUCCACCAAACAAUCAGGUUUUUCCUGUUCUCAGCUGGACAGGUGUAACCUCUGAUGCAGCAGCAAUCACUGCCAAUGUUUAUCAUCUCAAGAUUAAAAAUGUAAAAAAGUGCCAUUAUUGGUCAAUACAGGAGAAGCUGUGAUUGUAGUCAUUUGAUGAAAACAAAUUUCAUAAUGUGAAUAGAUUUUUUUCAAUUUUUGUAGUACAUGUGUCAAUGCUAGGAAGAAGUGCAAAUUUCUUAAAUUCUUCAUGUGUAACUUGCAGCUCCUUUUUGCCACCAGAGAUGUUUUUACUCUUCUCAUUAUUGUCAUUUAGCCAUGGUCCACUAAUCUCUACACCAUCCUGAAUCCUUUCAGGAUUUCUGUGUAAGAUACCACAGUGUUCUACACUUUUGUUUGCAAUCUGACCGUUACCCAUAUUGCAAUAAGAGCUCCAAGCUUUCUCCUGCCUCCAAAGACUCUCUUUCCUCCUAUUAGACAUUUGUUUUGUUGUGUGAUUUGUUCAGCCAUCAGAUGUGUCCAUUGAUAAAUCAUUGUCAUGUGAUAGUAUUUACAUAAACCACAGUGAAGACAUGUGAUUUAACACAGUAUAGUAAAAAUGGUGCACUGUGAAGUCUGUCACGGCACUGAUGUGUACCUGCUAGUUGUUCAUGAGCUCUUGUUGUCUACAGAUCCAUGUAACUUGAAUCUAGUUCUACUAUAACGCCAUGUAAUGCCUUCACUUUGUAGAUAUAUUUAUUAGUCUUUAAGGUGCUUUUUACCAAAUAAUGUAGAAAAACCUCUGUGGGCUGUUUGCAAUAUCAUUGUGAACACUGUCAGUUUGUAUUGUGUGUGUGUGUGUGUGUGUUCGAUACCUCCCAGGUAUCCUCCUCAGUGGGGAAAAUCUUGAUACCUUUAUUAUUUCAUUUAUAAAUUGUGUGUGACUUGUCAA